AUGUACACCGGCGUCACUCUGGCCACCCUCAACAACACGCUUCCGGCGACGAAUUUCAGUUGUGGCGCGAAUCGGUUCGCGCCACAAAUCGGACAGUUGUUCAACAGUACACAGUGCAAGAAUUUGAGAGGUAUUGGAGCAUUGGAGAACACGGAACCCCAGCCCCUUCCCAAUAAAAAAUUCCCUUGGCGCAAUUCACGUGCGCUAAACAAGGCGCGUAACGCGUGCGUAAUUCCGGAGCGUCGUUGUAGAGUUCUUCAUUUCAAUUUUCCCUUUUUUUGCAUUAUUCCCAUCUUUUCAGAACCAAUCAGUGUCAAAACUUAUGAUAAUGAUUAGAAAUGAAUAAAAAAUGAAAUUUUAACUGCUUCGUCAUCAAUUUCGAAACGUUUUAUGUGAAAAUUACAGAAUUUUUUUUCGUUUUGGAAUCAAAAAUUUGCCUCAAUUAUCUCAAUUCUGUAUAUUUUUCGACGGUUGAGCGCUUAAAAGAUGCGCAAUAAACUCCUUGUUGACUGGACGGUUCGAAUGCCAGUGUCCGAACUCGAUUCGACAAAUAAUCGUUAAAACUCCGUUUUUUUUCAGUAGUUUUCGACAAAAUCCCUCAAUUUGGUCAAUUCUGAACGAAUCUGCUCCGUUUCGCGCUUAAAUCGAUGCUUUUAACUCAGACAAUCGCCCAACGGUUCGCAAAGAACAAAAUUUGAGUGUUUAUCAAGAGAAAAACGAACGAAUUCUGGUUUUCACUUGAAAAAAGAAACUCCGAGUCGACGGUGGAUGCAAGCGCGCCCCAUUGACAACUCGCUUGCGCAUUGGAAUGCUGGGGUUCCGUGGCGCGAAUCGUUUUCGAAAUUCAAAAUUCAAAAUUCAAAAAAAAAACCAUAGAUCCAUUAAACGCAUGUUGUGAGUCGCACGAUUCGUGCUACAACCAGCAAUUGACAAAGGACAGUUGUGACAAUACGUUUUGUACGUGUUUGAGUGUGGCCACCGAGACGAAUCUUUGUGCGGUAGGUCUCAGACGGUCCGUACAUAGAAUAUUGUGAACAAGUUUCAGAUUGACGCUGCUGGUUUGUGUGCGGCGGCUCGAUUAUUCGGGCAAUCGGUCUACGACACGGCUGGCGGACUUGAAGCCGUUUCGCCAACUAUCAAUUGA
Molecule: messenger RNA, 1144 nt
Organism: Caenorhabditis sp. 36 PRJEB53466
Lineage: Eukaryota; Metazoa; Nematoda; Chromadorea; Rhabditida; Rhabditidae
Source: the annotation of a GenBank genome assembly